UGCGGCGACGACUUCCUUCCCACCUCACCGCAAACCACCGCUUCGGUUUCUGCGACCACCACCUCCGCACCCCCGGCAAUCGCGGCGGCGAGGGAGGGAGCGUGCUCGCCGUCGCGCCGCCGACGCGUAGCGCGGUGUGAAUGAAUGGUGCGGCCUCUCGUCUGGCGUUCUCGUGGAUCUGAGCUCUUCCUGCUGGGGUGGUGAGGAGUCGACGGACGGGCGGACGGGAGGUUCCCGAAAUGGCGAUAUCGGCCAAGGAGCGCAAGCUGAGCAGGCUUGGCAGUGGUAAGGCGGUAAACGGAGGAGGAGGCGGGAGCCUCGGCGCGAGGGGUGGUCACCGGCCGCCGACGGCGGGGGGACGGCGGAGACUGUUCGCCGUGUUCUUCGCGUUCCUCUGCGCCGGCGCGGUCGUCUUCGGCGGGGUGCACGCCAUUGGAGCGUCCUUCCGGCCGGUGCUCUUGACGGCCUGGCCGUCCGCGACCCUUAACGCCCUCUCCUCGGAGCGCCGGGUGCAGCAAGCUGGAGGCAACGGUGCUGGCACCGUUUUAGCGUCUGUCCAAAUCCGGCAUGCUGUCGCUCUGCCGGACCAUGUUCUCGUAAUCCUCAGUGACGGAUCAUUGCUGCCAGCUCCCGGGCACUUCGAGUGCCUCUACUCCACUGCCAACUCAAUGCAGCUGCGCCGUCGUCCCCUCUCAGUUGCUGCCUUGCCGGAUGGACCCAGCCUCGUGCAUUGCCCUGCCGGACCAUCUGAGAUGGCUGUGUCCCUGUCGCUGUCCCAGUCACCUCCGGUGACACCAUUCCAAUGGGAUCAGCUCGUGUACACCGCACUUCUUGACAGCCGGGACAACUCCACCGUUGUGUUUGCCAAAGGGAUGAACCUCCGUCCAGGCCGUCUCGGUGUGCCAUCACGGUAUGAGUGUGUCUUUGGCCGGGACCUGUCGAAGCCGAAGCUCGUUGUCACCUCCCCUGUGGUUUCUGCUGCGCAGGAGACAUUCCGGUGUGUGACACCUGUCCGCAUUCGCCGGUACCUCAGGAUGACAGCUGAUGGAAACAUCAACAGAAACAGUGCUGGCAAGCCUAUGCUGGUCUCCAUCAGGACUAAGGGCCGGGGGAGCUCUACACUCCCCUCAAUCGCGCAACCAGAGCCACUUCAUAGGUAUAACAGGCAUCGGCAUACAAGGCAUCGGCAGCAGAAGGUACACUCGAUGUGUGUGUGCACCAUGCUGCGCAACCAAGCACGGUUCUUGCGGGAAUGGGUCAUGUACCACUCCCAUAUCGGAGUGCAACGGUGGUUCAUCUAUGACAACAACAGCGAUGAUGGCAUCGAGGAAGUCCUUGGUUCCAUGGAUCCAUCCGCAUACAAUGCGACACGCCACUUGUGGCCUUGGAUGAAAUCUCAGGAGGCUGGAUUUGCACAUUGUGCACUCAGGGCGCGGGAGAGCUGCGAGUGGGUGGGGUUCAUCGACAUCGAUGAGUUCCUGCACUUCCCUGGGAACCAAACCCUACAAGAUGUCCUCCGGAAUUACUCAAGCAGGCCAAGGAUUGGUGAACUCAGGACUGCGUGCCACAGCUUUGGUCCAUCAGGUCGGACUAAGAUUCCGAAAAAAGGCGUCACGACAGGCUACACCUGCCGGCUGGCUGCGCCGGAGCGGCACAAGUCAAUUGUCAGGCCAGAUGCACUGAAUCCAUCACUGAUCAACGUGGUGCACCACUUCCAUCUGAAGGAAGGGAUGAAGUAUGCGAAUAUUGGCCAGGGAGUGAUGCUGAUCAAUCACUACAAAUACCAAGUCUGGGAGGUGUUCAAAGAAAAGUUUGCUGGCCGCGUGGCGACCUAUGUUGCCGAUUGGCAGGACGAGGAGAAUGUUGGAUCCAGGGACAGGGCGCCAGGUCUAGGGACCAAACCGGUGGAACCGGAGGAUUGGCCAAGUCGGUUCUGUGAAGUAUAUGACACUGGUUUGAAAGAUUUUGUACACAAAGAAUUCACAGAUCCACAGACUGGAAGUCUUCCAUGGUAGAUGGGUAAGGACGGCAUUUGAUCCGCACAGCACACGGUACAUGAUAUGGAGAGAAAAACAGAUAACGAAAGAAGAAACACGAAAUUAAGUUAGGUGGUAGAGUGGGUUUUGCACUUCGGUAUAUUUUUAGACCUUGUUGUUAGGUUUGCUGUCCUUAAUUUAGAAGCAUCAUUUUUUUUUCACUGAUCAUACUAUCUAAGAGAGAAAUGAUUCUUUUGUAGAUACAGAUAAGUAAACAGCUCACUGUCGAAAGAGAGAAUGCAUAGAUUGAAGUGCUUGACUUU
Aegilops tauschii subsp. strangulata is the source of this 2299-nucleotide messenger RNA. Its product is annotated as glycosyltransferase family 92 protein Os08g0121900. Gene Ontology annotation, cellular component: cytoplasm. Lineage: Eukaryota; Viridiplantae; Streptophyta; Magnoliopsida; Poales; Poaceae. Gene Ontology annotation, molecular function: glycosyltransferase activity. The record is from RefSeq and is a predicted model, not a curated record.